Molecule: messenger RNA, 1266 nt
Organism: Fulvia fulva
Lineage: Eukaryota; Fungi; Ascomycota; Dothideomycetes; Mycosphaerellales; Mycosphaerellaceae
Product: MFS transporter asaE
Exons: 4
Coding region: 1-1266 (421 amino acids)
Biological process (GO): transmembrane transport
Cellular component (GO): fungal-type vacuole membrane
Molecular function (GO): transmembrane transporter activity
Source: RefSeq, a predicted model, not a curated record
AUGCAUCUCAGCCAACAGCCGUCAAAGUCGUCUCUGGAUGGGAAAGACCGUCUAGAGAAGAACGACCGCAACCGAGCCAUCUCCAACCUCGUCACUGAUGUCAACUCGAGCGAGCCAACGCAUGACAGCUCCGAGGCUACAGCCUCAACAGAAGCAGAAGGACAACGUGAUGUCGAGAAAGGAGGAACUGCAGCUACAACCAGCGGUCCACCACCUGGCGCUUUCGACCCGCGAGAGAACCCAGACGGAGGACCACAGGCAUGGCUCUGCGUAUUUGGCGCCUUCCGUUGUCUCUUCUGCUCGUUCGUAGCCUGGAUCCCAUCGCUGGAGGUCUUCAUGAACUUCGCUCUGGGUACCUUCGUUGGCGCAAUUUUCGAUCGGUAUGGUCAUCGCUGGCUGCUCCUCGUGGGCACCUUCCUGCACGGUUUUGGUUUGAUGAUGACUUCGUUCUCCACAGAAUUCUACCAGUUCAUCCUAGCGCAGAGAACCUGCUCGCCCAUCGGCGUCGGCAUGAUCUUCUUCCCAGCCCUGAGUACAAUCAGUACCUGGUUCUUCAAAAAGCGCGCCUUCGCCUUUGGCAUCGUCGCAGCCGGCUCCUCCCUAGGCGGCGUAGUCCUCCCCAUAAUGGUCGACCGCCUCAACCGCCAAAUCGGCUUCGCCUGGUCCAUGCGCACCACCGCCUUCCUCAUCCUCGCCCUCAUGAUCAUCGCAAACCUCACCAUAACCUCCCGCAUGCCACCCAACCGCGCCGCCUCUUUCCGUCUUGGAGCUUUCGCAGAGCCAUUAAAGGAACUCCGAUGCGUCCUCACAGUGUUUGGGUCCUUCCUCUUCUACUUGGGAACGUUUAUGCCUAUCAACUACAUCGCCACCGAAGCGAUUUCAUACGGUAUGAACGAGAGUCUAGCAACCUACCUCGUCAGCAUCCUCAACACCGUCUCCCUCUUCGGACGGAUUCUACCCGGCUACAUCGCGGAAAAAAUCGGCCGUUUCAACGUUAUGAUCCUUACCUGCUUCCUCUCCUCCCUCCACGUCCUAGCCCUCUGGAUCCCGGCAAAAUCUAACGCACGCAUCAUCGUGUUUGCGGCCCUUUAUGGCUUUGCGAGUGGGGCGUUUGUAUCUAUGGCGCCGAGUGUGAUUGCGCAGAUUAGUGGUGUGAGGAAGAUUGGAGUGAGGACGGGGACGUUUUUUGCGAUGGUUAGUGUGGCGGGCUUGGUUAGUAAUCCUAUAGGAGGCGCGUUGGUUGAGAGGUGGGAGGGGGGCAUGUAG